UCAGCCUGAUUUUGGAAACCCAGCAGCAAUGUUUAGAAAGUAUAAAGUUAAUGUUUGCCAUAAGAGCCAUUUCUGCUUUUCACAGCUACUCUGAAUUUUUCUUGGUAACAUUUAAUAGACUUUCAGUUCCUCUGUAUUAAAAUUUAAGUCUCUGCCAGGAUGUGUCUCAGAAAGCUUUAGCUCUCUAAUCUAUGACAGCAUGAACCUGCUUUACAUCCCUUUAUUGGUCCUUUGGUCAGCUUUCAAUGCAUCUGAUGCAUGGGACCCAGAUUACUAUACAACAACAGCUUCUCCUGAUGCAUGGCAAACUACUUCUACUUCAGUGACAGCUUCUCCUGAUGCAUGGCAAACUACUUCUACUUCAGUGACAGCUUCUCCUGAUGCAUGGCAAACUACUUCUACUUCAGUGACAGACACCAGCUCCUUCCUAAUCUACAACGAGGACCACAACAAAUGUGUGAUAGUUGUGAGUACUACUGUGGUACAGGUGGCACCAUGUGAUAUAUCAUCUACGGCACAGCAGUUCAGAUGGAUUUCCUCUUCACGAAUCAUCAGCCUCUCUUUUAGUCUCUGCUUGGGAGCCAAGAAGAUUGAAAACUGGGACAAAAUUAUCCUUCUGCCCUGCAAUGAACUCAGCCCAGAGCAAACCUGGGAAUGUAAAGAUGAGACCUUAUUUGGGUUGAAAGGACAUCCAAUGCACCUGAACCAUGGAAAUUCUUACGAGCAAAGUUUGACGUUGUAUACAGGAACAGGUUCUUGGAGUCGCUGGCUGAUUUAUGGGACCAAAGAAAUUUUGUGUUCUCGUGGAUAUCAAGACAUGGCAAGUAUAGGUGGUAAUUCACUUGGGAAACCAUGCCAUUUCCCUUUUAAGUAUAAUGGCAAGUGGUAUGCUGAAUGCACUGUGGAUGGCAGGAAAGAUGGUUUGCUGUGGUGUUCCACAGAAAAAGAUUACGACACGGACAGAAAGUGGGGCUUCUGCCCCACAAAAAAUGCCCCAGUGCCCAGCAUCACAGUGUUCAGGCAGAUGCAGGACAGAGAGCAUGUGAUGGUGAUGUGUUCAUUCGGAAGAAGAUUCAUUGAGAGCUCUUUCCAGCUGUCACUGAAGGGUGAAUACAACUACACACUGAAGAAUCCUCUGCUAUCUUCAAAUGAAAAGUGUGUGUUUGAUGUGAAAGUGAGAUCACCUGUUUCCUUCACCUGUGUGCACGAGAUUAAUCAUGCGGUGAACCGGCAGAGUGAGACCUACACCUACAACCCAUCUGCUCAAUCCAGCAACAUGAGCACACCAUACUACCCGACACAAACUCAACCCACCGAUAUGAGCACACCAUAUUACCAGACACAGAAUUUUGCUGCAGAACAUCAUAAGAAAGGAGUAUCUAUAUUCUUCAUCUGCUUUUCCUCCUUCAUUGCUGUUGGUCUCGUCAUCAUGACUGUGGCACUGAUCAUCAGGAGAAAAGCUAAAAGUGUGUGUUCAGUGAUUGCUGGGACAGAUAAUACUAUACUGAUAUAUGAGAACAGGUCAGAGUUUCUGAAGAGGAAAGAAGAGGCAACCGAUCAAUUAAUCAAUUUAGACUGAUCCAAUAAUUUUCUGCAUGCUGAACAGUAACACCCUUUCAACAUAAAAGUAAAAUGCCUAUUAUAUUCAUUUUA
Molecule: messenger RNA, 1653 nt
Organism: Megalobrama amblycephala (Wuchang bream)
Lineage: Eukaryota; Metazoa; Chordata; Actinopteri; Cypriniformes; Xenocyprididae
Exons: 12
Coding region: 200-1579 (459 amino acids)
Biological process (GO): receptor-mediated endocytosis
Cellular component (GO): plasma membrane
Molecular function (GO): signaling receptor activity
Source: RefSeq, a predicted model, not a curated record